AGCCGCCGUAGCUGGCGGGACGGUCACGUGCAGCGGCUCCGCGGUGUCGGGAGGCGGCGGCGACGACGGACGACGACGGAGACGGAGCGAGAGAGAGAGAGAGAGAGAGAGGGAGGAAGAACCGCGGACAACCAGAGAGAGAGCCCCGACCCCGGGCUGGAAACCGCUCGGCUGAGCCCAUCCCACCUCGAACCAUGGACUCGAGCGCCAUCCAGAUCCCCUCCCGGCUGCCCCUGCUCCUGGUCAACGAGGGCGUCUUGCUGCCCGGCUCCUCCGUGCGCGCGGUGGUGGAAACUUCCAGAAACCUGCAGCUGGUCAGGAGCCGCCUGCUGAGGGGCACGUCCCUGAGGAGCACGAUCAUCGGGGUCGUCCCCAACACCAGGGAUCCGGACACGGAGGCGCAGGAGCUGCCCCGUUUGCACAGGAUUGGCACGGCGGGUAUUGCGGUACAAGUGGUGGGAAGCAACUGGCCUAAACCGCAUUAUACGCUGUUAAUCACAGGCCUCUGCCGGUUCCACAUACUUGAGGUGCUGAAGGAGAAGCCUUAUCCAGUGGCAGAGGUAGAACAACUUGACCGACUAGAGCAAUACACAAAUGGAUCUGAUGCUGCUGGAGAGUUAAAUGUACUUUCAGAGCAGUUCUACGAGUAUGCAAUACAGUUGGUGGAGCUGCUGGACAUGUCUGUGCCAGUCGUUGCUAAACUGAGACGAAUGCUGGAUAGCUUACCGAAAGAAACAUUACCUGACAUUCUGGCAUCAAUUAUCCGCACAAGUGCCAAUGAAAAGCUGCAGGUAUUGGAUGCUGUUGGUUUGGAAGAGAGAUUUAAGAAGACAAUUCCACUGCUUGUUCGGCAAAUUGAAGGUUUAAAGUUACUUAAAAAGACUCGAAAACUCAAAUUGGAUGAUGAAAAGAGGGUUGUGACUAUCCGACCCAUUCGGAGAAACAACUCGAUUUCAGGAAAACGUUUUCCUUUGGACACAGCUGAAGAAGAGGAAGAUGAUGAUGUUGACGAUAUUAUCAUGCUAGAGAAGAAGAUCAGAAACGCAAAUAUACCAGAGCAAGCCCUGAAAGUUUGCAUGAAGGAGAUCAAAAGGUUAAAGAACAUGCCUCAGUCAAUGCCAGAGUUUGUAUUGACCAGGAAUUAUCUGGAGCUAAUGGUAGAACUGCCAUGGAAGAAAAGCACAUCUGAUCGUCUAGAUCUUCAUGCUGCACGAGUUUUACUUGACAAUGACCAUUAUGCAAUGCAGGAGCUCAAAAAGAGGGUGUUGGAGUACCUUGCAGUGCGGCAACUUAAAAACAACCUGAAGGGACCAAUCCUUUGCUUUGUGGGACCUCCUGGUGUUGGCAAGACCAGCGUGGGCAGAUCGAUUGCAAAGACCCUGGGCAGAGAGUUCCACAGGAUAUCAUUAGGUGGAGUUAGUGAUCAGUCUUAUAUUCGUGGCCACAGACGUACAUAUGUGGGUAGCAUGCCUGGUAGAAUCAUCAAUGGUUUAAAAAGCGUUGGAGUAAAUAAUCCUGUCUUCCUAUUGGAUGAAAUUGACAAAAUGGGCCGGGGUCUUCAGGGGGAUCCUGCUGCUGCUCUUUUGGAGGUAUUGGAUCCAGAACAGAACCACAGCUUCACUGACCACUACUUAAAUGUCUCCUUUGACCUGUCCCAAGUGCUUUUCAUAGCUACAGCCAACACUACUGCUACCAUUCCUCCAGCCCUGCUUGAUAGGAUGGAGCUCAUCCAAGUGGCAGGUUAUAUGCAGGAAGAUAAGGUUGAAAUUGCUCUUAGACACCUGAUCCCAAAGCAGUUAGACCUUCACGGACUGACACCUCAUCAUUUACAGAUUCCACAAGAGACCACUGAAGAUAUCAUCAGCAGGUACACGAGGGAAGCAGGAGUCCGCUCCCUCGAACGGAAGAUUGCAGCCAUUUGUCGUGCUGUAGCUGUAAAAGUGGCAGAAAGCCAACAUAGGUCAGCAAAAUCCAGUCAUCUUCCUGUGCCUGGGGAAGAAGGAAAAGCGAGAGUCCCCGAAGAGACCAAAGAUGAAUCCAUCACUGACACGACUGACCUUGCACUGCCUCCCGAAAUGCCUAUUGUAAUUGAUUGUCACGCCUUGAAAGACAUUCUGGGACGUCCUAUCUAUGAAGUGGAGGUAUUCCAUCGUCUGAAUCAACCUGGAGUGGCAAUAGGUCUGGGGAGGACAAAUUUUGGUAGUGAGAUUCUGUUUGUAGAGGCAAGCCAAAUGGAGGGAGAGGGUCAGCUGACUCUAACUGGACAGCUGGGAGACGUGCUGAAGGAAUCAGCACAUCUUGCAAUAAGUUGGCUUCGCAGCAAUGCCAAGAAAUAUCAUUUAACUAAUGCUGCUGGAAGCUUUGAUCUGCUUGACAACACAGACAUACAUCUGCACUUCCCAGCUGGAGCUGUCACAAAAGAUGGACCAUCUGCUGGUGUUACUAUAGUAACCUGCCUCGCCUCUCUGUUUAGUGGCCGUCUGGUACGAUCUGAUGUAGGCAUGACAGGUGAAAUAACACUGCGAGGCCUCGUUCUACCAGUUGGUGGCAUAAAGGACAAAGUUUUAGCUGCACACAGAGCUGGGCUGAAGAGAGUUAUUAUCCCAAAACAAAAUGAGAAGGAUCUAGAUGACAUCCCAGCCAACAUGAGAGAGAAUCUUGAUUUUGUACCAGCUGUUUAUUUAGAUGAUGUCCUCAAUGCUGCAUUUGAUGGCGGAUUUCCAGCAGACUCCAGAUGUGAUAUUUUGAACAGUAAACUGUAAUGGUUUGUGAGUUGGAUCAAUUUCUAUUAAGCUAAAAAUGAACAUUUGAAAUUAUUAAUUUGCUUUAUCCCAUAAAAGGUGGAUGAUGCACUUUCUUGGAGGAGGGAAAAUUUUCCUAGUCUCCCAUGUUCAUCUUGUGGCCAGGGUGCUGGGAUGAGGUUGGGCUGCUUUAUCUUGGACAAAAAAAUUGGUUAAAUCUGUCACAAAACUGGUUUCAAACUUUGUAUGAGUGGACAAAUGUUCAGUGCUAUAUUGCAAUAACAGUACAAUAGAUUUGACUAGAGCUGCAUUAAUUUCAGGUCACAUUUCAUAGGCAUUGUCAGGUCUUCUAAGAUGGAACAAUCAAGGCUUUAGUUAUACAGUAACAAUAAAAUAAUUGUAAUAAUGAGAUUUUAGAUUUCAGGCACCAUUGUUGUUAUACAUGCAAUAUAAAAGGUUUAAUUCACCCCAUACCAACGGACAAGCCAAAUGUUUUUUCUUAUUCCACAUAAAUUUUCUUCAAAAUGUGUUGUAUGGUAUAUAAAAUAAAUUAAUUUAGAAAAAUAAACUGACUAUAAAUAUAAA
Molecule: messenger RNA, 3326 nt
Organism: Callorhinchus milii (elephant shark)
Lineage: Eukaryota; Metazoa; Chordata; Chondrichthyes; Chimaeriformes; Callorhinchidae
Gene: lonp2
Product: lon peptidase 2, peroxisomal
Exons: 15
Coding region: 195-2762 (855 amino acids)
Biological process (GO): protein processing; protein quality control for misfolded or incompletely synthesized proteins; protein catabolic process
Cellular component (GO): peroxisomal matrix
Molecular function (GO): ATP binding; ATP hydrolysis activity; serine-type endopeptidase activity
Source: RefSeq, a predicted model, not a curated record